AUAACACCAGUCAGCCAAUAAUAACAUCCAACACUACUGGAGGCGCAGGAAUGUGUAAGGAUGACAUUAAGAUGAGCAUCAACGAGUCCGACAUCUACUUUUACAGAGGUUUCAAGGGGGAGUGGAGACUCCCGACUCUUCUACACGGCCUUUUCUUUAGUCUACCAGAAAACAUCGGCUCCAGCAGCCUCUAUAAUGCCAUGAACGUAACUUCAACGAAUCAUUCGAUAUACCCGCAACUAAAUUACACUCCUUGGGGAAGCACAGAAGUUUUACUUUCUGCAACAAAUGAUUCGAUCUGUGGAGUCUUCAAUGUCACUUUGUCUAGCAAUGGAGCAGCAAGUUCAAUUUAUGAAGUCAGAGUGAGGAACGACAAAAAUAUGAGUGAAAUACUAAAGGUAUGCUUAAAUUAUACAAGUGAACACAUCAGCCAACAAAAUUUUACCGAAUGCACGCUAUUCGCCUAGAGGUUUAUAAAACGAGCUGUGCACGACGUAGAAAUUUAUAAUAAAAUGC
Dermacentor silvarum is the source of this 516-nucleotide messenger RNA. RefSeq lists its product as uncharacterized. Lineage: Eukaryota; Metazoa; Arthropoda; Arachnida; Ixodida; Ixodidae. The transcript has 4 exons. The coding region runs from base 51 to 467 and encodes 138 amino acids. The record is from RefSeq and is a predicted model, not a curated record.